Messenger RNA from Cynoglossus semilaevis (tongue sole), 1134 nucleotides. RefSeq names its product inosine-uridine preferring nucleoside hydrolase-like. The transcript is spliced from 8 exons. NCBI's taxonomy places the organism in Eukaryota, Metazoa, Chordata, Actinopteri, Pleuronectiformes, Cynoglossidae. The coding region runs from base 90 to 1043 and encodes 317 amino acids. Gene Ontology annotation, molecular function: hydrolase activity, hydrolyzing N-glycosyl compounds. The record is from RefSeq and is a predicted model, not a curated record.
GUUGCUUAAAAGGAGCAGGAGCAGCAGCACACAAUAUCAGUUUUCUUCUAUCUCUUGCAGUAAACAACAGCUGAAAUCAAUUUCCCAGGAUGAAGAAGCUGUUAAUUGACUGUGACAUUGGCGUCGACGAUGCUCAGGCCCUCAUGGUGGCUCUCACUUCCCCCGAUGUGGAGGUUUUGGGAAUCACCUGUUGUCAUGGCAACGUGUCCUUGAAAAAUGUCCUGCAGAACACACUGCGUGUCUUGGAAGUUUGCAAAAAGCUGGAUAUCCCAGUGUAUCGUGGCUGUACAGAGCCCAUGGUGGCCAAAAAGAGGAAUGCAGGAGAUUACCAUGGAAAAGACGGACUGGGUGAUGUUCCUCAUGAUGACCCUCCAAAAUUGGACCUGAUUCAGGAUAAGAAGGCAAUACAUGCAAUCAUCCAGACUGUGAACAGAAAUCCAGGAGAGGUGACUUUGGUUGCUCUUGCUCCACUCACUAACCUGGCCAUUGCUAUAAAUGUGGACCCUAGCCUGCCUAAAAAACUCAAGGCCCUUUACAUCAUGGGAGGAAAUACUGAGUCCAGGGGAAAUACUACAUCUUGUGGGGAGUUUAACUUUGUGGCUGACCCUGAAGCUGCUCAUGUGGUGUUGGAACGUUACACCUGUCCCACCUACGUCGUGUCCUGGGAGUUCACAUGCAGGAACAGCUUGCCCUGGACCUUUGUGGACAAGUGGUUGGCACAAGACACCGAAAAGGCCAAGUUUAUGAAAGCGAUUACAGAGGUUUCCAUGAAGAAAGCUCGCUCACCAGAAUAUCAGAAGGAGAUCACAGAGGGUAAAGGUUUCAACGCCUGUGACACCUACGCCAUGGCUGCUGCCAUCGACGACACUUUUGUCACUGAAAGUGAACAGGUUGCCGUGACUGUGGAGUUGAAUGGUGCCCACACCAGAGGCAUGAUGGUCAUGGACUACAUCGAGCUGCUAAAGAAGGAGCACAAGGUCAACAUUGUGAAGAAAGUGGAUAUGAACAAGUUCAGGCAAAUGCUGAUGAAUUCACUGAAGUAGACACACAGUGUCACUGCAGGAUCAGUGCUCUGAAGAAACGGAAACAAAUGUAUCUUCAGUCCUCAUAUUCAACAAACAAAUAAAUAUCAUU